Penicillium angulare is the source of this 414-nucleotide messenger RNA. Its product is annotated as N-alkane-inducible cytochrome P450. Lineage: Eukaryota; Fungi; Ascomycota; Eurotiomycetes; Eurotiales; Aspergillaceae. The record is from RefSeq and is a predicted model, not a curated record. The coding region runs from base 1 to 414 and encodes 137 amino acids. The transcript has a single exon. Gene Ontology annotation, molecular function: iron ion binding; heme binding; oxidoreductase activity, acting on paired donors, with incorporation or reduction of molecular oxygen.
AUGGAUAUUGUUAUUGCAGAAUAUAUGAAGACAAGACCGCAGAGGGACCUGCAUCUUGACUCGGGAUUCAGAGCUUGGGCCGUCAUUCAUGUUCGCCUUUUUCUAUUUGUUGGGCAUGAUUCUGAAGCGACUGCAAUACUUAAUUGCUUCUACCUCUUAUCGAAAUCUCCAGAAAUGCUUGCCCGGGUUCGUCAGGAACAUAGCAGUGUGUUUGGCACCGGGGCAUCAAGUGCACAGGAGGUUCUCAAGGGGCGCCCUGAAAUAAUCAAUCAACUUCCGUACACUAGCGCUGUCAUCAAAGAGACAUUGCGAAUGUUUCCACCCGCCAAUGGUAUGAGAGAUGGCACAUUCUUCCCGACAGAAGGUUUGGGAAUCUGGAUUGUGCAAGCGGCAGUUCAUCGCAACGUUAAAUGA